Messenger RNA from Onychomys torridus (southern grasshopper mouse), 2427 nucleotides. RefSeq names its product scaffold attachment factor B (gene Safb). NCBI's taxonomy places the organism in Eukaryota, Metazoa, Chordata, Mammalia, Rodentia, Cricetidae. Gene Ontology annotation, biological process: regulation of transcription by RNA polymerase II; regulation of mRNA processing. Bases 1 to 2427 code for a protein of 808 amino acids. The record is from RefSeq and is a predicted model, not a curated record. The transcript is spliced from 17 exons. Gene Ontology annotation, cellular component: nucleus. Gene Ontology annotation, molecular function: sequence-specific DNA binding; RNA binding.
AUGGCGCAGCCUCAGAGGAAAAACGCACUCGCUUCCUCCCGCCUCCCUUUGCGGCUGCGCAGGCGCACCGCUCUGACGCACUCCGGUCCCACGUCCCAGUUUCGACACCCUGGCUUCGCUGAUACGCAUGCGCAACCAGUCUCAAGCGCCGCCUCGCGUUCGUCUCGCGCCGGGCGCGCCUGCGCAGUGUCGAGUUGCGCCUCAGGGGAGGCUGGAGCGGUUCCCUCUCUGGCGGCGCCAUUUUGUGGAGACGCGGGCGCGGCGGGCGCGGCGGCCGUGAGCUCCGCGGCGUCGGAGACCGGGACGCGGCGGCUCAGCGACCUGCGGGUGAUCGACCUGCGGGCGGAGCUGCGGAAGCGGAACCUCGACUCGAGCGGCAACAAGAGCGUGCUGAUGGAGCGGCUGAAGAAGGCCAUUGAAGAUGAAGGCGGGAAUCCUGAUGAAAUCGAAGUCACCUCUGAAGGCAACAAGAAGAUGCCUAAGAGGCCCAGCAAAGGGAGGAAGCCAGAGGACGAGGGUGUGGAGGACAACGGGCUUGAGGAGAAUUCUGGGGAUGGACAGGAAGAUGUGGAGACCAGCCUGGAGAACCUGCAAGACAUGGACAUGAUGGACAUCAGUGUUCUGGACGAGGCUGACAUUGACAGUGGCAGCGUGGCAGACUGUGUGGAGGAAGAAGAGGAGGCCACACUCCCCGAGGGCUUGGCAGAUAGCACUGAGCUGGUGGAAGGCGACCUGAAGGGGCUCCCGGAGCAGCUGCAGGAGCAUGCUGUAGACGACAAGGAAGCCACGAACAAUGUGGAUACGUCGUCAUCGGACUUCACCAUCCUGCAGGAAAUGGAAGAGGCAUCCCUGGAGCCAGAAAAUGAGAAAAUACUCGACAUUUUGGGGGAAACUUGUAAAUCUGAGCCAGUAAAAGAAGAAGGUUCGGAGCUGGAGCAGCCCUUUGCCCAGGCCACGAGUAGUGUGGGGCCAGACAGGAAGCUGGCGGAGGAAGAGGACCUAUUUGAGAGCUGCGGACACCCGGAAGAAGAAGAGGAGGAAGAGCAGGAAGAGGAGCAAGAGGAGGAGGGAGAUUUAGCUUUGGUCCGCAACAGCGAGUCUGAGUCUCCAAGCACUCGGUGUCAGUGGAGCGAGGCAGACGCCCCGUUAGCAGUAGUGAAAAGGGAGCCGGCGGAGGCGCCGGGUGAAGUCGCGGGCGCAGGCGGAGGCCCUGGGACGGACCGCGAGCCUGUAGGGCUAGAGGAGCCAGUUGAGCAGAGUAGCACAGCUGCCCAGCUCCCGGAGGCUGCCAGCCAGGAGCUGGCGAGAGCGCCCACAACAGCCCUGAGCCCUGAGCCCCAAGAUAGCAAAGACGACGUGAAGAAGUUUGCUUUUGACGCUUGUAAUGACGUCCCUGCAGCUCCUAAAGAGUCCUCAGCCAGUGAGGGCGCUGAUCAGAAAAUGAGUUCUGUCGAAGAAGACUCGGAUACAAAGAGGCUUUCCCGAGAGGAGAAGGGUCGCAGCAGCUGUGGUAGGAAUUUCUGGGUCAGUGGCCUUUCGUCCACAACUAGAGCCACUGAUCUGAAGAACCUAUUCAGCAGAUACGGGAAGGUGGUGGGUGCCAAGGUUGUGACGAAUGCCCGAAGUCCUGGAGCUCGCUGUUAUGGCUUUGUCACUAUGUCCACAGCUGAAGAGGCAACAAAAUGCAUUAGCCAUUUGCACAAGACUGAGCUGCAUGGCAAGAUGAUCUCAGUGGAAAAGGCCAAAAGUGAGCCUGCUGGCAAGAGGGUGCCUGACAGAAGAGACGGGGACGGCAAGAAGGAGAGGGCCAGCACCAGUGACAGGUCAGCAAACCUGAAGAGGGAGGAGAAAGCCGACAGAAAAGACGAUGCCAAAAAGGGGGAUGAUGGGAGCGCAGAGAAGAGCAAGGACCCGGAUGAUCAGAAGCCCGGGCCUUCAGAGCGCUCACGGACCACCAAGUCAGGAAGCCGUGGCACCGAGCGCACUGUGGUGAUGGACAAGUCCAAAGGUGUGCCUGUCAUCAGUGUGAAGACAUCCGGGUCCAAAGAGAGAGCCUCCAAAAGCCAGGACCGGAAGUCGGCCAGCCGGGAGAAGCGGUCUGUCGUGUCCUUCGACAAGGUUAAAGAGUCCCGGAAGUCCAGAGACUCAGAGUCGCGGAGGGAGCGGGAGCGCAGUGAGCGGGAGCAGCGGCUGCAGGCUCAGUGGGAGCGGGAGGAGCGGGAGCGGCUGGAGAUCGCCCGGGAGCGCCUGGCUUUCCACCGCCACCGGCUGGAGCGCGAGCGCAUGGAGCGGGAGCGGCUGGAGCGCGAGCGCAUGCACGUGGAGCAGGAGCGCAGGCGGGAGCAGGAGCGCAUCCACCGCGAGCGCGAGGAGCUGCGGCGGCAGCAGGAGCUAGAGAGAGAUACACAAAACAAAAAAGAAAUCUGA